Molecule: messenger RNA, 768 nt
Organism: Hemicordylus capensis (graceful crag lizard)
Lineage: Eukaryota; Metazoa; Chordata; Lepidosauria; Squamata; Cordylidae
Gene: CLDN23
Product: claudin 23
Exons: 1
Coding region: 1-768 (255 amino acids)
Biological process (GO): cell adhesion; bicellular tight junction assembly
Cellular component (GO): bicellular tight junction; plasma membrane
Molecular function (GO): structural molecule activity
Source: RefSeq, a predicted model, not a curated record
AUGCGGACCCCAACAGCCAUGAUUGUGGGCAUUGUGCUAUGUCCCUGUGGCCUUGUCCUGAAUCUGACUAGCACUCUGGCUCCCAGCUGGAGGGACGUGAGCCGUAUCCCCAGCGGCCCUCUGGACCUGAUCCAGCACCAAGGCAUCUGGGACAUCUGCGAUGAGUACCAAGGCACCAGCCAGACCCAAUGCGGCAUCAAGGACAGCCUCGACUACUUUACCCAGCAGCCUGUGCAAGUGGCAAAGGGGCUCAUGCCCUCCUCUGUGGUCGUCACUGUCCUGGGCCUGGUUGUGGCUUCCCUGGGCGUGCGCUGCUGGCAGGACAUACCCCAUUACCUGCUGGCUGGGCUGGGUGGCCUAGUGCUCUUCAUUUCGGGACUGAUGAGCCUAAUUCCUAUCUCUUGGUAUAAUCACGAACUCAACAACCUGCCUGUCAUUUCUGGCAGUACCCUGCAGGUGGGCUACUGCCUGGUACUCGGCUACCUGGGUAGCUGCCUGGAAAUUAUUGGGGGCCUCUCCCUUACGCUCAGCUUUGGUCAUUGCUGCAAGGAACGCAAGCGGAAGAAAGCUGCUGUGGAUUACAGCUACCCACCCAGUCGGCAGCAGGGCCCAGCAACCAUAGCCGCCAUCUCCCCCUCCAUUGAUGGCCGAGAGUUCGAGCUGUACGACCGGACUUCAACGCCCAAGUCCUACACCAACUCCCUGGAUGUACUGGAAGGCGAGAGUGUCAGUAACAGGAGCAGGCUUCCCUGCGACUCGGAUUUAUAG